AUGAAUUUUUGCACCCUUAUAAAACAUUUCGCAAGGAAAUUGCCAAAUGAGGCGCUAAUUCCGUUCAGUCUUCCGGAUGCUUCUAUUUUGGUGAAUAAUUUUUUAAAAAUAAAACUCGCAUCAUCAUCUUACUGUCACCCUAAAGGAAGAGCUCAUUGUCACAUUGACAAACAUGAGAAGAUUGGCGAGUGUCAUGGUGAAAAUGAAGAAGAAAAAAAAUCGAUUAAUGAAAGUAAACAAAUUGUAAAGUGGAAUGCUGCUUGCGCAAAAAGGGAUCUUUUCUGUAGUUGA
This is a messenger RNA of Clunio marinus, 291 nucleotides long. The record is from the annotation of a GenBank genome assembly. NCBI's taxonomy places the organism in Eukaryota, Metazoa, Arthropoda, Insecta, Diptera, Chironomidae.